Paramecium primaurelia is the source of this 536-nucleotide messenger RNA. NCBI's taxonomy places the organism in Eukaryota, Ciliophora, Oligohymenophorea, Peniculida, Parameciidae. The record is from the annotation of a GenBank genome assembly.
AUGAUAUUAUGCGUUGGUGAUAUUGUGCCUCCUACAACUGAGAAAGCAAAGGUUUUAAGGAGAAUAAUUUUCUUUAUAAUUUUCUUACAAAUAUGCUUAGCAUUAGGAAAACUAUAUUACGAUAUGUGGGCAGGUGUAGCAGAAUUCACAUCCGCAUUUAUAUUGUGGUAUUAUUAAGACAUAAUAUAGGUGUGCUUAGGCAUAAUUGAAUUAUUGUAAUUGUGUGAUUUACAUCUUUUUUUGUCUUAUGAACACUUUUCUGAUUGUGGUUAAUUUUUUGACUGAUAUCUAAAAUAAAGUCAACCUCGAAUAGUUAUCAAAUGAUAGUAGAAAUUAGUUUUUGCUCUAAGCAAUUUCUUUAACUUUUUACAUUGUUUCUGUGUACUUCACUUUUUAAGCAUAUAAAGAAUUUAAAGUAAAAAUUAUCUUAAUUUCAGGGGAUUGCAUAUGAUGUAUAUGCAGCAACAACUAAUGAUCAUGUACUAUCAAAAUCAAAUAUAAGAUAACAAAUAGAAAUGCAUAAUUUUGAAAAUUGA